AUGUUCAAAUUGUUUGGUGAUGACUCUGGUUUCCUCUAUAGGCUGGCGUGUGUUGAAACCAAUUUUGGUCAAAACCCGCACACAUUUAUCAAUGAUUCUCUAAAUAUAUGGGCAAUCGAUAGCAACAAAUUAGCCGAAACACAAAACACAGUCAAACAUCCAAAUUUGCUUUUAAUUUACUAUGAUUUGGCUGAUAAAUAUGGUGUGGAUUGGGAACUACUCAAUAUGACUGACCUGCAAACACCAUUGUACGCUGCAAUUGCUGUCCGAUUGUUUAUUCAUAUUAGUGGUCAGUCUAUACCUAAAACAGUAGAGGACCAAGCUCAGUUUUGGAAACAACACUAUACAACCAGUGGUGACGUAAACAAGUUUGUAUCGCAAGUGUACACCAAUGAGGACCAAUUAAGCUGUUCCGCACACAUUGACUUAUGUGUAGUAUUGGACGGAUCCGGUAGUAUUGAGUCAAAAGAUUUUCAAAUGGCUAAAGAUUUCAUAUAUAAUUAUACAAAUAGCAUAACUUCAGAAAAUGGAAGAUUUUGUUUAGUUUUAUUUUCCAGUAACGCACAAACUAUCUAUAAUUACAGUGAAAAUAAUAAAAACCAAAUGUUAAGUAAAAUCGAAAAUCUGGUCCAACCGGCCGGUUCAACCAACACUAGUGGUGGUAUUCAAACUGUAGUCGACAUUAUGAAACCACCCCGACCCCACCCACGCAACAAAACAAUGUUUGUAUUGACAGAUGGACAAUCUAACAGUCCUCCCGGUGUCGAACCAGCUGUAAGUAAUGCCAGGGAAGCACAUAUAGCCAGUUGGGUUUGGGGAGUCGGACCUAAUGUUAAUAACACAGAAUUGCUUGAAAUUGCUUAUAAUAUUAAAGCUAAUGUUAAGCCAUUAGAUCAAUACAAAGAACUUCACAGCAAUUUAUUUGAAUUCAAAUCAACCGUUUGUUCUCUACCAUUGAAACCGAAAAUUAGCGAAAAAAUCGAUGAUUUUACCAAAAAAAAUGAAAAACGGUAUUUUAUAUUUGAUUUACAAAACAAAGGGUUAAAUCUAACGGUGCAAACAACUAAAGGCAAACUAAUCGGUUACUAUUCAUUCAGUACUUCUAAACCAUCAUCAGCUAUACAUGACGACCAAUUUACUGAUCAUAUAUACAUACCAGGCCUUAAUACCGGUCCAACACAAGUGUUUGUUGUAAUGGAAGAUCACUGUAUUAUCAUUGAUGGGUCGUUAAGUGUGACAUCCAAUGAGUUUGAAUCGGCCAAACAUUUUGUCAUUAAUGUCACUAAAGCCCUGCACUCUUCAGACUCAAGAUUUUGUUUGAUAACAUAUGGCGACAAAGUGUAUGACAUUUACACUUUGAAAGAUAACAUAGAUUUGCCAACAAUGCUAUCGAUGGUUGAAAACAUGAUACAACCCGAAGGAAACACCAAUACUGGAGGUGCUAUUCAAAGGGCGGUCGAUAUCUUUUUGGAGGCCAGUCCUAAACCUAAUGUUGCCAGACAUAUGCUAGUGCUGACAGAUGGUCAGUCAAACGUACCUCCCGGUGUUGAACCGGCUGUUAGUAAUGCAAAACAUAAUAACAUUAACAGUCUUGUGUGGGGUAUCGGCACUGAUACUAAUCAAACGGAACUCUUGGAGAUAGCGUAUGGGUUCAUUCCCGACUACUAUAGAAACACUUCACGUCAUAACCGACCCGUGUUUUACACACUAAACCAAAAGCACAAAAUUUUCAUGAAAAAGGAUUUUCGGUAA
This is a messenger RNA of Oppia nitens, 1752 nucleotides long. RefSeq lists its product as uncharacterized. The record is from RefSeq and is a predicted model, not a curated record. The coding region runs from base 1 to 1752 and encodes 583 amino acids. NCBI's taxonomy places the organism in Eukaryota, Metazoa, Arthropoda, Arachnida, Sarcoptiformes, Oppiidae. The transcript is spliced from 3 exons.